AUGCUGCUGCGCUUCCAGAGCCCCCUUCGAGCCGAGGGGCCGCCAGCCGGUCACAGACCUUCGGUGCAAGCUGCAAACAGGCUCGGACAGCGGCGCGGGGCCCCUAGAUAUCUGCGACAAGUGCUGUGCCACAGGGUGAACCCGCCAGCGGCAUCUGCAUCGGUCAGCCAGGGAGCGACCGUCAAGGAUGGGAUGGUGAAGGCUGGAGCAGGGAGAGGAUUUUACACCGGCGACGAUGGCUACCUGUACUGUGACAGCUUGCGGGUCGAUGACAUCCGCGCCCAAGUCAAGACGAGCCCAUUCUACCUGUACAGUAAGGACACCAUCGCUUCCAACUUCGCAGCAUAUGAGAGUGCUCUGACAGGCGUCGAGUCCAUUAUUGGCUAUGCUGUCAAAGCCAACAAUAACAUGUUCAUCCUCCGCCAGCUCCAGGCCAAGGGCUGCGGUGCCGUCCUGGUUUCUGGAAACGAGCUCAAACUUGCCCUACUUGUGGGCUUUGAGCCUGAGAAAAUCAUUUUCAACGGAAAUGGCAAGCUUCCGGAGGAGUUGGCAUAUGCAGUGAGAGCAGGGGUGCUCAUAAACGUGGACUCCGAGUUCGACUACGAAAACAUUCGGGAGGCGGCUGCAGAGGUGGGGCAGGUUGCCAAGGUGCUGCUGAGGAUAAACCCCGAUGUGGAUCCCCAGGUGCACCCCUAUGUCUCCACUGGCCUUGCCAACUCCAAGUUUGGCAUUCGCAACAGCCACCUGCAGUGGUUCCUUGAUCGCAUCAAGACUGAAUCCAUGGUGGAGCUUGUGGGGCUGCACAGCCACCUGGGGUCCACAAUCACGAAGGUUGACAUCUUUAGGGAUGCAGCCAACAUAAUGUGCGACUUUGUUGAGCGUGUCAGAGCCGAGGGAUUCGAACUCAAGUACCUGAACAUCGGCGGCGGGCUGGGGAUUGACUACAACCACAGAGGCGAGGUGCUGCCUACCCCCAAGGACUUGAUAGACACUGUGCGCGAUCUGGUGGCGCGGCUUGGCCUUGUGCUCGUGAUCGAGCCAGGCAGGUCGAUGGUCGCCACGUCCUGCGCGUUGGUGAACACGGUGACAGGCGUCAAGUCCAACGGGAACAAGAACUUCAUCGUCAUUGAUGGCUCGAUGUCUACGCUCAUCAGGCCCAGCCUGUAUGAUGCCUACCAGCACAUACAGCUCACGGCACCCUGCACAGGCAAGGUUGAAAAUUUCGACGUCGUGGGCCCUGUGUGCGAGUCCGCCGACUUCCUUGGCAAAGACCGCGACCUGUGCACGCCCGACAAGGGGGCGGGCCUGGUGGUGCUGGACGCGGGCGCCUACUGCAUGACCAUGGCGUCCUCAUACAACCUCAAGAUGCCACCAGCAGAGUACUGGGUGGAUGGUGACGAGGUCAAGCUCAUACGCAAGGCUCAGACCCUGGACGAUGUGCUCGCACAAUUCGAGGGCUUGUGA
Molecule: messenger RNA, 1464 nt
Organism: Ostreobium quekettii
Lineage: Eukaryota; Viridiplantae; Chlorophyta; Ulvophyceae; Bryopsidales; Ostreobiaceae
Source: the annotation of a GenBank genome assembly